Corticium candelabrum is the source of this 1086-nucleotide messenger RNA. RefSeq lists its product as uncharacterized. Bases 127 to 1020 code for a protein of 297 amino acids. Gene Ontology annotation, molecular function: carboxylic ester hydrolase activity. NCBI's taxonomy places the organism in Eukaryota, Metazoa, Porifera, Homoscleromorpha, Homosclerophorida, Plakinidae. Gene Ontology annotation, cellular component: mitochondrion. The transcript has 5 exons. The record is from RefSeq and is a predicted model, not a curated record.
AUCCAUAGGUAUAUCAUAUCAAAGAGUGAUUGGCUGGCCUAGUACGUAGUGUCGUAAAACCAGAGCUCUGUUCUGAUUCAGACAACACGCAGCAUUUUGUUUCGGCACUGAUGAUGAUCAGAUCUGAUGUUUCUAAAACGCUGCGGCCGUCACUUUCUCUGUAGUAGCAGAACACUUUCUCUAGUGUCUAGAGCACAUAUUCCGAAAGACGUCGACGCGUAUUCAGAUGUUCAAUCAGAAUCUGCUGGCAGGCAGACCAGCUCUCUACAGCUUUCCUUGCCAGUUGUUAUUGUACACGGUCUUUUGGGAUCCAAAACCAACUGGAAUGUCGUUGCCAGUUCGAUGUCUACUAAAAUACGACAAAAAGUGUAUGCAGUCGAUACUCGUAAUCAUGGAGAGAGUCCUCAUAGUGAGAUAAUGAACUAUGAGGUCAUGGCUGAUGAUAUAGUCGAGUUCAUCAGACAUAAACGAUAUGACAGGGUCUCUCUGAUUGGUCAUAGUAUGGGAGGAAAGGCAGUCAUGACUGUAGCCUUGAGAGACCCUGAUGUUGUUGAAAAGCUUGUGGUUGUCGAUGCGUCGCCAACUUACAGUAAACGUGGUGAAGAGUUGAAAUUUCUGUUGGAAGCAAUGCAACAACUUGAUGUGAGUAGGAUUUUCAGUAAGACACAAGCAGAUGAAAUUCUGAGAGAAGAUGUUCCGAAUGACAUGAUUCGCAACUUUCUUCUUACAAAUUUGGUAAGAUCUAGAGGCACUGGUCGUUUCCACUGGAAGUGUAAUCUGAGUAUCCUCUACAAGUCUCUACCGACAAUGUUCGACUUUCCUCAACUCAACUCCACAUUCACUGGCAAGACAAUGUUCAUCGGUGGUGCCAGAUCAGGUGUUAUCGGAGAUGAGCAGAAGGGAGAUAUCAAACGACUGUUUCCAUCUGCAGAAAUUACUACAUUGGAUACAGGUCACUGGGUACAUGCAGAAAAGCCCGAGGAAUUCACACAGAUAGUCGUGCGGUUCCUAACUAGAUAGAAGACCAAAUUUUGUAAUGCAAUUGUAGGAUGCAGCUAGUAGUCACAAAGAUCAGCUAUCAACUAG